AUGAAUAAUGUCAUCUCUUUCGACGGCUUUUUCAACUAUCGGCAUCUUGCUCUCCUUUGUGAUGUGAUGACAGCUAAAGGUUAUCUUAUGGGUAUCACUCGUCGCGGUAUGAACCGACAAGUGCGGAAACCGGUGCAUUUGAUAAUGUCGCUUCGCAAAACAGUGGAAGCUUCUGGCAACAAGCAACAAGGAAGUUGUUGCUUGUCAGUGCCAAAGGGCUUUGGUCACUACUUACGGCUACGAGGGAAAGUGUUUUGCAAUCUGUCAGUGACGCAAGGUCAAUAA
Molecule: messenger RNA, 285 nt
Organism: Cylicocyclus nassatus
Lineage: Eukaryota; Metazoa; Nematoda; Chromadorea; Rhabditida; Strongylidae
Source: the annotation of a GenBank genome assembly